AUGCGUGCAACCCUCCCGCUUCAUUCUCUCCUAACGAAUUGGUUCCGGAUAUUCUACAUCUUGGACGCCAUCAAGGGGAUCGCAUUGCAGAUCGACAGCAUUUUCGUGCCAGCCCUCAAACUGCUCCCAGGGGUGGUCGUGAUCGAAGACAAACUUUACCAGGUUCAAACGACGCACUCAUGGGGUUUCCUCGGCCUCGAGGGGUUAGACGGUGAGCCGAUCAACGUCUGGAAGAACAUUGCCAACUUCGGCCAAGGAGUCAUCAUCGCCAACGUGGACACGGGUGUAUCUCCAAUAUCUGCAAGUUUCAGGGACGACGGCACCUUGCCCAAACCGGAUCGCUGGAGCGGUGGAUGCCAACAAGGCUACUCCGGCUGCAACAACAAGUUGAUCGGCGCCAGGGUUUUCAACGAGGGCAUCAAGUUGCUGAGCAAGCAGAGCGGCAAGCAGCUGAACGAGACUGAGGUGAACUCGUCAUCGGACUAUGAGGGGCAUGGCACGCACACACUGUCCACGGCUGGCGGCGGCUUGGUGCCUAAUGUCGGCGCCUUGGGCCACGGGACGGGCACGGCCAAGGGUGGCUCGCCGCGGGCGCAUGUGGCCUCGUACAAGGCGUGCUUCAGGGAAGGGUGCUCCGGCGUCGACAUCCUCAAGGCCAUACUUACGGCGGUGGACGACGGCGUGCAUGUGCUCUCGCUCUCCGUCGGCUCCCCCGCCUCCGACUAUGUCACCGACACCAUUGCGAUAGGAACGGCCUAUGCUGUCACCCAGAGGGUCGUCGUCGUCGCGGCAGGUGGAAACGAUGGCCCCACGGCAGGCUCGAUCAGCAAUGUGGCUCCAUGGAUGCUCACCGUGGGCGCGAGCACCAUGGACAGAAUCUUCCCCGCCGAUGUCGUCAUCGGUACCAAGACUAUCACGGGACAAAGUCUAUCAAGCAGCACCGACCAGCCAUGUGCGAUGAUCAGCGGGGAGAAGGCCAAUGCUGCAGGCCAGUCUCCCGCCAACUCGUCGUUGUGCUUGCCUGGCUCCCUGGACCCUGCAAAGGUGAGCGGAAAGAUAGUCGUGUGCACGAGAGGAGGAGCAAACGGCCGAGUCGCCAAGGGGCAGGUGGUGAAGGACGCCGGCGGCGCGGGGAUGGUCCUCUGCAACGCCGCCGUCAGCGGGGACAACGUCAUUGCCGACCCGCAUAUCAUCCCGGCAGCCCACUGCUCCUACUCCAAGUGCCAGGAGAUCUUGAGCUACAUCCAGUCUACAGGAUCACCAAUGGGUGAGAUCCGAGCGAGGGACGCGGAGCUGGGUGUGAAGCCGUCGCCGGUGAUGGCAGCCUUCUCAUCCCGUGGGCCAAACACCAUCACUCCUCAGAUCCUCAAGCCCGACAUCAUCGCGCCAGGCGUGAGCGUGAUCGCCGCAUACAGCCAGGAGGUCUCGCCGUCGGGCCUGGCCUCAGACGGCCGCCGCGUCGCCUACAUGGUAGAGUCCGGCACCUCCAUGUCGUGUCCGCAUGUGGCCGGCAUCGCCGGCCUGCUCAGGGCGAAGUACCCGAAAUGGAACCCAAACAUGAUCUACUCCGCCAUCAUGACCACCGCCACCAGGGUAGCUAACGACGACACCGGGAUCCGGGACGAGACGGGCGGUGCCGCCACGCCGUUCAGCUACGGCUCGGGCCACGUGAACCCAGUGAGGGCCCUGGACCCGGGCCUUGUGUACGACACCACGACGCACGACUACCUCAACUUCAUCUGCUCCAUGAGGCCCACCGACACCGAGGGCCUCCUCCCUGUCUCCCUCCCGCUCCCGCUAGAGGAACUCUGGACCGUGCUCAACUGCGUGUUCCGCGGCACCGACUCCAACCCGUUUGAGUGCAGCAAGGGUGCCAACCGCCCCGAGGACCUCAACUACCCGUCCAUCUCCGCGCCCUGCCUGCCCUCCUCCGGCAGCUUCACCGUGAAGCGUAGGGUGAGGAACGUCGGCGGCGGGGCGGCGUCGUACACGGUCCGCAUCACGCAGCCGGCCGGGGUGACGGUCACAGUGAACCCCAGCACGCUGAGCUUUGACGGUGAGAAUCCAGAGGAGGAGAAGCAUUUCAAGGACCCGGAGGGCAUCCUGGCGCCGCCGCAGCCGGGCCACAUCGCGCGCCUCGAGUUCCGGCGCCGCCUCGACAGCGACGCCGACGCGCGCGCCGCCUUCGACCUCCAGGUCAAGGAGGAGCAGGAGCGCCGCCGCAAGGAGCGCGAGGCGCGGGUGAUACCUGAGACGGACGCCGGGCUGGUGGAGUUCUUCCUGGACACGGACGCGCGGGAGAUCGAGAUCGAGAUCGGCAGGCUCCGGCCCAGGCUCAACAAGGGCUUCUUCGACCACAUCCAGCGCGAGAUCGCGCAGAUCAAGUUCGCAGUCACCAGAACAGCGGCAAAUGAAGACAGACUGAUCGAGCUGGAGGCGAUGCAGAAGGUCAUCGGGGAGGGAGUCGAGGCCUACGACAAGCUGCAAAACGACCUGGUCACGGCCAAGGAGCGGCUCACCAACAUCCUGCAAUCCAAAGAUAGGAAGAAAACUCUGCUCGACAUGGUUGAACGGAACGAGCUCAACAUGUCCAUAUUAACGCUUCUCGACGAGAACAUAGCGAGCGCCAAGACCAGUAACCAGGAGGAGGCCGUGGCUUUCAUGGAGGAUGUGCGCUCAUCUAUGCUGAAAUACAUAACAGUAUAA
This is a messenger RNA of Triticum turgidum subsp. durum (durum wheat), 2706 nucleotides long. The record is from the annotation of a GenBank genome assembly. Lineage: Eukaryota; Viridiplantae; Streptophyta; Magnoliopsida; Poales; Poaceae.